Miscanthus lutarioriparius is the source of this 858-nucleotide messenger RNA. Lineage: Eukaryota; Viridiplantae; Streptophyta; Magnoliopsida; Poales; Poaceae. The record is from the annotation of a GenBank genome assembly.
AUGGCAUCCCUCGGACGCCCUGACGCUAUUCUGGUCCCUCGGUGCCCCGUCAUUUUCAAUGGCACCAAUUGGGGCGAUUUUGUUUUCCAUAUGGAGGUCCACAUGGAUGGGCAACUGCUGUGGGGCUACCUCACGGGUGAGCGGAUCUGUCCUCCCCGUCCUCUUCUUCCCACACCGCCCACAUACCCGCCAGAUGCUGAUGAUGAUGCCAAGAAUGAUUUACUUGAGGCAUUUGAGGCUGAGAUGGAGAGCUACCAGUCUGAUCUUGGUGUCUAUGAGACUUGGCUACGCGAGGAAAAAUCUGCUAAGGCCAUCUUACUUGCGAGCAUGGAGGUCGAUCUCUCGUUAUUCCAUAGAGGUCUUGCCACUUCACACCUUAUGUGGGAUCACCUCUGUCGCAGUUACGAGAUUCGUAACGAAGCGAUGUACCUUGCUGUUGUUGAGGAGGCUCAGUCGCUUCGUCAGUUUGACUCCACAGUUGAGGGCUUCCACCGUCAGAUGACAGCCGUCUGGCAUCGCCUAGACAGUUUGGGCACCGAGUUCUGCGGUGGUGGGGCACCUUCUGGUAUUCAGUGUGGCUACUGCAAGAUCUAUGGUCAUGAGGAGAAGGAUUGCCGCAAGAAGCAGCGUGAUCGAUCAGGGCGUUGUGGCAGACACUCUUUUCAAGGCUCUGGUGGUUCCUCUACUUCACAGAGCACUCGUUCUGUGUCUGCAGCGGAGCAGGAGGUUCUUGGCCUGUUUCGUCGCCUCACUACUGCAGCUCAGGCCUCUGGUCACGGGACUACAGCUCAGGCUUCUAGUUCUACUCCUCCUCCGUCAGGAUCUCCGUGCGGGCCUUUUGGUGGGAACUGGGCCUAG